Ricinus communis (castor bean) is the source of this 787-nucleotide messenger RNA. RefSeq names its product iron-sulfur cluster assembly protein 1. Gene Ontology annotation, molecular function: ferrous iron binding; 2 iron, 2 sulfur cluster binding. Gene Ontology annotation, biological process: intracellular iron ion homeostasis; iron-sulfur cluster assembly. The transcript has 3 exons. The record is from RefSeq and is a predicted model, not a curated record. Gene Ontology annotation, cellular component: mitochondrial matrix; cytoplasm. NCBI's taxonomy places the organism in Eukaryota, Viridiplantae, Streptophyta, Magnoliopsida, Malpighiales, Euphorbiaceae. Bases 110 to 610 code for a protein of 166 amino acids.
AACCCUUAAAAACCAGAAUCUUCCUGUCUUUCAAUUGGGAAAAGAACAUAACAGAAAAAAAGAUCUAUACGAAACCCUAAUCGUUUUUCCAGCGGUCAAAAGAACAAAGAUGCUGAGACUAGUGUCGAAGAGACUUUUAGGCCAGGUAUCGCCACGGCCUGUUCAGAUCCUGCAACGUUGCUACCACGAGAAUGUGAUCGACCAUUUUAACAACCCUAGAAACGUAGGAUCGUUUGAUAAGAAUGAUCCGGCGGUGGGGACUGGGCUGGUCGGUGCACCUGCAUGUGGAGAUGUAAUGAAGCUGCAGAUUAAGGUAGAUGAGAAGACUGGGGAGAUUGUGGAUGCUCGCUUUAAGACGUUUGGUUGUGGUUCGGCGAUUGCCUCCUCUUCUGUUGCUACUGAAUGGGUGAAAGGGAAGCAAAUGGAGGAAGUUUUAACUAUUAAAAACACAGAGAUUGCAAAGCAUCUUUCACUUCCACCAGUGAAGCUCCAUUGCAGCAUGCUUGCUGAAGAUGCCAUCAAGGCAGCUGUGAAGGAUUACCAGACAAAACGUGAAAAAUUAAAUGGCAGUUCUGAUGCUGCAUCUGCUGAACAAGCCGCAGAAGUGUGAAUAUGGUUACUGUGUAUAUGAUGAUGAAAACCUCAAUGUUCAAAACAAUAGUGUUAUCAUGUAGCUAAGAGAAUGGAUUACUCCCCACCUCAACUACCUCUGAGGUUUGGGUUCAGAUCCUGCCCAUGAAGGGUUUGUCGCUAUAUUUUGAAUAAGAUUCUCUUGUUUAAGUACGAA